GCAGACUCCUUCGGAGAAGAAGAGCGAGCGACAGAGGAUGGUGCGAUAGGAGGUGGCGGAAGGAACCCUCUGCAUGAAGAGGAUGAGAGGAAAACCGGAGGCGUUGAUGGGCGGGGAUGGAGGUGGCGACGGAGAACGUGCCUCGGGAAAGAAGCCGACGAAGGAAGAGGGUGGGAUGGCAAGUAAGAAAGCGAGGAGGCCCGACGGUUUGACCAUCCGCGAAGGACAAGCCGCGGGUGGAGGAGAUUCGAGUGAUCCAGGCGAUGCGGCCGAGAGAAAACCUUCGGGGAAAUCGAAACGGAAAGUGGCAGCUGAAGAAGGCGAUGGCCAGAAGAAACCUCGAAGGCGGAAGACUGCUGAGGCGGCGAGCGGUGACGAAGGGCCUGUCGGUCAGGAGUGCAACGAAGCGACAACGUUCUGGCUCGAAUACAAGCGGAACGAUGUCGGUGAAAUCGUGGAGAAGGAGCUCCCCGUCCAACUGCUCAUCGACCCCAGGAAGGUCUGCGACAUCCCGCCUUGGGAAAGAUAUUACAACCACCGCAGUCUAAGUCGCGAAACUGUAGACGACAUCAAGGAUGCGAUGCUGAGUCAAUUCCGCGAGAAGAAGAUAUGGACGAAAAAACCUCUCGUUUUGGCACCCAUCUACAAGCCAGUGACGUGUAGGCCGGAGCAAGCUGACAGGGUUCACAAAGAUGUCUUCAAGCCAGAGGACAAGUACAAGUACUACUAUUACCCUGUUAACGGACAACACACCGUGGCUGCUGUGAAGGAGUUGGAGGGUGAGCAGAUAUUCGAUUUGUGGAAGAUGCACUCGUGGCCAGCGAGAGUAGUGUGGUUCUCCGACCGAGAUUUCGCGGGGUAUAGGCAAGUCAGUCUCAACGAAAACACGAGACACAAGAUGUCUAAGCAGCGAUCGCAGAAGGCCGCGUUCUUGGACAUGCGGGAGGCAUGGGAGAACGAAGGAAGGCCGAUGGCCAUUCAAGGGAACCCUUCCGGCAAGGAGGCCGGAAAACAAAAGUUUUUCGAUUUCCAAAAGCUGAUUUUGGGAAAGAGUCCGGACGAAUCUCACAGGGCGUUGUCAAAAAAAGAUUUGCCGCUCGCUGACAAGGAGUAUGUCGCUGCCGUUGGCAAUGCAUUGAGGCAGUGGAUGCCGCUUGUGACGGCCGGUGAUGACGUUUUUCGCAAAGCCAUGGAGUUCUACACGAAAUGGGCGGAGGGAAAGUUGUUGGGUGGCGACGGCAAGACGCCAUUGUCGAGGCCGGGCAAAUGCAUGCCAGACAAAUCUCCGGGUUUGCAAGCAAUUCCGGAAAUGGGCUUGAAAGGGGCGGCUGGUGAAACGAAGAUGGGGUGGCUGGUCCUGGUCACGCCACCUUCGACCAAAAAGAAAACGCAAGCGGACGACAAGUUUUUCGUGGUCGUGAAGGAGCCAGACAUGUUUUGUUGGCAGUCUCUCGCCGACAUGACCGAUGUCGAGAAACUGUCGAUCCUCGACGACAUUCUCGCACUACGGGGAGUGUUCGUGCAAUCCGCGGGCGCCCAUCUAAAGCGUCAGCAUAAACCUGGAAUUAAAGACAUGGUCGCGAUAAGGAAAGUGGACCGUGUGAUGCUCCGUAUGUUCCACUAUAUCUUGUUCCUUGAAACGGAGGACGACGGACAUGUUUGGCGCCAUGGGAGCCCAUUUUUUCGGAUUGAGGGGAAGCUUCUGGAGGAGUUCGGGCUGCAGGGCCUCACGAAACAGGUGUGGGUCGAAAUGCGAAAGCAUUUCCAGGGCGCGGUGGAGUACGUGAACACUUGCAAACGUACUCUUCCGCACGAGAAGGAGUCCCUCGACGACGCGAAGAAAUUGUACGAGGACCACAGGUUCCCUAAAUCUUUCGAAAAGUCUGUCCGUUCCAUCUUGCGACGGAUGGAAGAAGAAGUUCGAGACACGAUCAGGGGCAGCGGGGAUGUGAGGCACAUCAAAUGGCCCAACCUCAACCGGGUGACCAGCCUUAUUCCUUUCGCUUUCCCGCCUUCCCAAGCUCACAGUCAUGUCACUGCGAUCCGUGAGGUUGUGCGACAUUACGUGUGCAACCUGUACGUCCUCGAUUUGUGUGAUCCCACACUCCUCACAGACUGGCGAGAAGACGAUUUCGCCAACUUGCAAGGCCUUCUACAAACACUUAUGCCAACGCACUGGGCACUUAUGAUCUUUUUCACCUCUCGUUGGGAGCUCAGUUCCUUGAAAGGCAUGGCCAGACUUAGCGCCCAUCACGUCAGGACAGGGAAGUGGGUACAUAAUGCACAAAAGCAGGCCACUGUCCGGGAAGGCAAUAUGCUGGUUGAGGAGUGUGACCGCCUUUACGUGAUUUUUAAUGGCGAGAAGCUGGAAGGCAACACAUUCGCAGUCUACCUGGACAGUAGCCCGACAAAGGCUUACCGUGCUCAUGGUCCAAGUCCGGCCAAACACACGGUGGCAGGCCCAUCAGGACAGGGUGUGGCGUGUUUCGACGUGGCGGAAGAGGAAAGGUUCUCUCGUAGCAUGUGGGAGGACGGCGGCGUGACAAGUUCUCAAGGACCUGCUUACGAGGAGAUGGAGCGGAACCCGUCCCGUCUACUUGGUCUACUCGAAAACUUUUGCAAAGCUGGUCAAACUGUUUUUUUCUUUGGGAAGGCGCAUGCGUCUGUCGUGUGGGAACUCCUACGCACCGGUCGGAACGUCGUCGCGUUGGAGAAGGAGGCGAAGAUGAUCGAUUACCUUUACGAGUUCAUGAAGGCACGCGUUGCAGACACUCGCAAUGCUUGCAAGUUUGCAUGGUCCACCGGCGAACGGAACUGGGAUCCCAAAUGUGACAUGUAUUGGAAAUUGCCGGGGAACAAAAGGACGAACGUUUGGGACUUCCUUUUCGGACCCGGAGCGCCUGGUCCGACCGACCUCGAAUACAGUCGACGGAGAAACCUGGUGUUCGCUGUGCUCAAUGGGUACCAUGGUGCACCCAGGGAGUAUGUCUCGCACUUCCUGAGAAGGCUGGAGCACGUUUACUUCACGCUGGCCGAACCGCUCACUCUCGAAAACUACAAGUCACAGUUUGACGAGGAGGACCUUUUCGACGCUGAAGACAUGGAGGAGCUGAGCGACUCCGAAACCUUCGAUUUCGAGUUCAUGCCACUUCCUCGGGUGGUUGGACAGAAUGACAGACUCUACUUCUUCGGCAAGCAUCACCGGUUCACGUCGGAGGAUGUCUGGGGACACAACGUCGUCUGGCACCCGAGGAUAUUCCAACCUGCUGUGAGGAAUGGAAUAUGGGUCAUGGCAAUAAAGGAGGCCGAUGGCAAGUGGAGUGGACUGAAGAGACUGGGAGCGGGUGCAUUUAAGAGAAAGGCAAGAACUGCUCUGGUGGAGCAUUUGAGUCUCAUCAACCCCGAGAGGAACGAUCAGGACGUCGAUGCGUAUGCAGAACAAAAGCUACAUGAGUUGUACGCCAACAACAUGUUGGAGUUUCAAGCGCCUUUCUACGCACUCGAAACGACACCGUCUCGUUGCAUUGACUGGCGCAUGCCGCAACCUCCGUCGACCGGUCAGCAUCCGGGAGGGGGUGGUGGAGGAGACGAAGGAGACGGCGGAGGUGGCGGAGAAGACGGCUCAAAGUUUGCCGGAAAGGGGACGAGCGAGACAUUGUCGGUUGAGAAGGCGUCCGGCGAAAAGGGGUCGGGCGGAAAGGGGUCGGGCGGGAAGCGGUCGGGCGGCGGAAAGCGUAGAACGUCCGGGCGAGUGUUGGAGACCGUGGGUAGCGAGAUUGAACAUCACACUCCUGGGGAAGACGAGCGCUCUUCGGGAACGCGUGUUGUACAUCGGGAAGAGGGAACUCAACACUGGCAGUCUCCCAAAGUGUUGGAGACCGGGGGUAGCGAGUGUGAACGUCAUGCUUUGGAGGGUGCGUCUGUGGACACUGACAGCGAGAGUGCAGGAGCUCCGGGGGAAACGCAUGUUGUACAGCGGGGAGAGGACACUCGACACAGGCCGGCUCGUGAAGACGUGAAGUGGCUCCAUGCACAAGCGCUGGUCAUCGGGACGUCCGAAGAGGUUCGGUACAGUCGCUCGACUGUGGCCACGACGCGAGAGGGUGUCGUUAAGGGAGGUCAGUGGACGUCCGUGCAAGCUCCCGUUCUUGGCGACGAUGAAAACGAAGAAGAACCCGCGGUGAAAGCUCGGGUUCAUGGCGAUGAGAAACGUGGAGAACCCGUGGUGGAAGGCUGUGAGGUGACUGCCGACAUCCGGACGGAUCCACAGCGGAAAGAUGGUGAUUCUUCGUCCAUCCGUUGCGGUGAAGAACAGGGUGGUCGAGCGUCUGUCCUGAGCACCGCUCGGGGAAUGGUGCUUCGUGAAGCCAUAGAGUUGGGUGACGACUCGGCGGCCACCGAGCUGGUUAGCGACUCAGGCAUGGCCGAGAUGCAGAACGUCGAAUCCUCCGUGGAAGGCGGUGAGGUGGCCGUCAGCAUCAAGAUGGAUCCAGAGCGGAAAGAUCAUGAUUCUUCGUCCACCCGUUGCGGUGCCGAACAGGGUGAUCGAGCAUCUGUCCUCAGUACCGGUCGGGAAAUGGUGCUUCAUGAACCCAUCGACUUGCCAAGCGACUCAGCUGCCACCGAGCUAGUUAGCGACACAGCCGUGGCCAAGGUCCAGAACCUCGAAUCGUCUGUGGACGCUGGCGCAGUGCCGCGACAGGAGGGCGAGUUCCCUCAAAGGGCUCCCGAGCACGGUGUGAGGUUGUUAAUGUCCCUGCCCAUGAAGCCUUUAAAAGCCGUGCGCGAGAAACGUCUUUCAGGGAGGUCAUUGGCCGCUUCACCAAAGAAGUCAUCAAGUGUAGGGUUGUUCAAAAGGGUCCAGAUGCCUCGCCUUUCCCAGAGAGUUGUCAAGGUUCUGAAGGCUUGUGGAAUAGAUAAGGAGGAAGGUCUGCGGAAACAUUUGGCUGCGUCUAUUGAGAGCGUUACUGCUUUGUCUGACGGGUCUGAUGACGAUGGCAAACGGGGUGUCUUGAAAGACCCGUGUCCUAAGUACAUCGCGAAGGACACAUUCAACAAGCRGGGAUACARCUUUUCUGGGAAAAGGGCAGACAGUUCUUAGUCAUUCCACCACGGGGUUUGUGCUCACUCCUCACACUUGUUCGUGGGUGUUUGUGCAGCUGGGGCUACAUCAUGUUUUCGCGUUUCGUUGCCUACUGAGGAGCUUAGCGCUACGGACUUGAGAAUGUUGCGGAACGUC
Molecule: messenger RNA, 5239 nt
Organism: Chara braunii
Lineage: Eukaryota; Viridiplantae; Streptophyta; Charophyceae; Charales; Characeae
Source: the annotation of a GenBank genome assembly